AUGAGCUUUUUCCAUAGGCCUGACGUCCUGGCAGCUGGGUCAGAAAGUUAUCCAGGAGAGAUAAUGCACCCAAGACAGAGGGCACAAGCUUCCUAUAACUCAGUCUUGAAAGUGAUAUACAACCACUUCUACUAUAUUCUAUUUGUUGUAACUCAAAAGAACAGCACUGAUUCAUUAGACAUAGAGGAAGCAAACCAGCACAAGAAACCAAAAUUCAGUUCUAAAAAUCUCAUUGGGUUUGUUCGUGAUGAAAAUUCCAACAGACAGAAGUCAGAACAUGUAGAAGUUGAUAAAGGAAGUAAAGAGGGUUUAUUUAUAAAUAAAGAAGAUGUAUAUGAACAUUACCAAAAAUAUUCCAAAGACACAAAAUUUGGUAAAUUCAAGCAUAAGCAAUCAACUUUUAACGAAAUACACUCUACUAGAAGACUCCGAAAGAAGGGUCUCCAGAAUAUCAAAGGCGUUAAUACAAGUAUGUCUAAAGAUAAAGGAAGAAGAAACACAGGACAGAAAAGAACUCAAGUGGAUGAUCCAAAACAAGAAAUAUGCAUUCCAAGAAAGGCAAGAGCUGUUUCUUCUUCCAGAAGAAUAAACAGAUUAGUUACUGGUCAGCCAGAUACUCUCCAAGCCUUUGAUGACCUUCCAGAAAAGUCACAUAAACUUUUUAGCCCAGCUCUGUCAAGCCUGAAAAAUGGAUUAGGUAACAAUAUUGAGGCUUGUUUAGUUCCAAAAGAGACACAUAUCCAGAGCCUGGAUUUAUCAGAUAAUCAAGAAAUGAAAUUCUUAGGAUCCACUGACCAAGAAGAAGCUGUUCUUUUCUCAAGACUUUCCUUACAGAAAGAAAUCAAGUUACCACUUGUUACUACAGAUCAGCAGCCUCACACUCACCAAGAACAACAGCACAUUAGCCCUUAUAAAUCUCCUGAAAACAGUAACUCAGGUCAAAAAUGUGAGAACCUUAGUAAGUGGGAAAAUUCUUUCGUAUCCUUUAUAAAGAAAAAUUUUAAUAAUGUUAAUGAUGAUGAUUGCUUUCCCUCUGAAAAGACUGUAACAUGUAAAACAGUGGUGUGUUCUACAGGUUGCAAAAACCACUGUAAUUAUAAGGAGAAUGUAACAACUAGAAAAGAAAUGGAUUUUCAACAGUUUGUCCCUUCUGAAGACCAUUUUUCACAGGAAAAUGAGUUAAAAGUAUGCAGUCUAACCAUACAACAGGAAGCUGUUAAUCUUUCUGAUUCAGAUAAUACAAUAGGUCCUGAACAAUGUGUUGCCAUUUAUGAACAAUGCAAAUGUAAAACUUCUUUUGAUCACUCACAUGGCAGUUCUGAGCAUACUUCCCUGGCUUGUCCACGAACAUUUUCAACACAGGAAGCUUCAAAGUUGACUAGUCAUGUGAAGCUAUUCAAAAGGCCUCAAGAUUUUAGCUCCAGAGCACCAACUCCUUUAAUGGAUCAAACAGAUAUUCAUAUUGUGGAAAAAGUAAAUGAGGGAGAAGACCCUAAAAAGAAUUGCAAUGAUGAAAGCCGGGAAACAAGUUCUUCAAAUGGACCUUUAUCCACAGUUGUUAAUUCUCAAGUAAUAGAAACAACUGCAGUAGAAAAAAGGAAACAAGAUCUUCCAAAGAGCAAAACCAUACAUGAUACAGUUUUUUAUUCCACUGACAAUAUCAGUAAGGAAUUGACCAACAUUUCACAACUUAGACAAAAAGAAGAAAAGGAAAUUUCUCAUAAAGCAGAUGAGGAAUUAACUAGUAAUAUCAAUGGAGAUGAAAGCACUAUGAGAAAUGGUGAGAAAGAAGAAAAAACAGAUUCUGAAAUUCACAUGUCUAAUAUCCAAGAAUGCAAAAAAGUUCAGAAUUUCAGAAAAAGACAAAAUUUAUUGAAAGCUACCCGCAGCCAAGAAAUGAAGACAGCUGGGAUCAAUAAAAGGCGUGCCCGAGGGGAGCGCCGGCUUCAUUUGGCUGCCAGAAGAGGAACUUUGUCUCUGGUGAAGGCUCCAAUAGAAUCUGAAGCAGAUGUGAAUCUAAAAGACAAUGCAGGUUGGACACCACUUCAUAAGACAUCUACUAAGAGAUCUCAUGAUAGAAUUGUAGAGUUGUUAAAAGCUGGUGCUAAUGUUAAUUUUGAAAAACUAGAUGGGAUUCUUCCCUUACAUGAUGCUGCUGCCAACAAUCAUUUAAAGGCAGCUGAGAUUCUACUACCACAUGGAGCAAACCCAAAUCAAAAGAAUCAAAAACAGAAAACUGCUUUGGAUGAAGCAGAUAAUGAAAAAAUGAAAGAGCUACUGAUAUCUUUUGGUGCAAUUGAGACUGAUAAUAGAAAUGAAAGUAAUGCUACAGUCACUGUCAAAAUUCCAGCUGUUCAACCAAAAAGGCAUAAGUGGUGUUUUUGUGAUGACUGCAACACUGUUGAUCCACCUUUUCUUUCACAAAGAGAAAAAAGAAGAGAAAGCUAUCCUGUGCAUCAGGCCAUCAGUGCCAUUCUACAAGAUAUAGAAGAAAAACAAGGAAAUUUACUAGAAUUUGAAAUACGAACCCCUGAAGAUGCAGAACAAUGCAUUGAAAAGAUGUUAGAGAUAAAAGAGAUUAUGGAUUAUGUGCUUGCCAAACAGAAGGCAGAAAGGGAUGAUCUGGCUAAAAAAUACAGGGUGUCCAUAGAAUCAUUUAAGCAAGGAGUCCUGAGAGAACAGCUGGCUAACUUGGCCACAAGACAGAAGAGCCUUUUAGUUGUGGCAAAAAAACAGAAAAAAAUUACCCAGAAAAUCCAAAACUAUAAAAACAUUACAUCUUUGUCUGGUCCUAGUUUGAGGAAGCCACCGUCCAGCUCAGCAAUCUCUAGUGAAAAGGACAGCCAAGAUCUUAUCAGUCUGGAAAAUUCAUUGCAGCCCCAGUCAGGUUCACUUUCUCUUGUCAGCCUUACUUGUGGAAGCAUGCAGGAAACACCAUUGUCUCCAGAAACUUGGAAUAGCAGCCCAAAUACCAACACUUGUGUAAAUUCAGAAACAGUGAGAAGGGAAUUUUCUGGAAAUGAGCUGAAUUCUAAGCAAAAUGUCAAUGAUGGUACCUUCGAUGGGUCACCAAAAUCCAGACGUGCAGAUGGCACUAAGAUUAAAUUACCCUCCCAACCUGUUGCUCUUACUGCUCAGAGGGAGUAUUCACAGAGAGGAAAUGAUCUCACAGAGCCUCCAGCCCCAGAGUGCGAGCCCUGUAAUCAUCCUUCUGCAGUAACUAACACAUUAAACAUUGCAGCGACUACAAGCAUACUUGCCAGAAAUGAUGCCCAUCCAUCAGCUGUUGUUUGUGAUCAGGCUCCUACCAGUUGUGAUCCAAAAAGAGGAAAGAGGAAAAUAGCUUCCCAGCAGCCAAGUAGGGGGACAUUGGAAUCUCUGACACAUCAAGGGACUGAUGUCUUAGGCAGUAUUACUGGGCAUCAGACAAAAUCUUAUCCUAAAAAAACAGCUUUUACUGUUCGACGUGCUAAUGACAGCCACAGCUCCUCCCACUCUGAACGUGGCCGUCAACAUAUUAUUAAAAAGCCUGUAAACUCCAGCACAGCUCCUAGAAAGAAAUGUAUGCAGAUAAAGGAUCUGAUAUUACUCGGAAGAAUUAAUCCAGGAAAAAACAUUCUAGAAUUCAAAACACAGGAGACUACCCACAAAGCCAGUGUCUUACUGAGCGGUAAAAUUAAGGUAGAAAAUGGUCAGAUUUAUCAAAAUCCAGUCACCUGGCUCAAGGAUCUUCUAGGAGGCAACAGUUAUGUGACUUGGAAUUAUGCUUGGAGUAAGGUGACAUAUCUGGGGAAGGAGCUUUUAAAGUAUGUUUCUGAGGAAGUACCCGUAUCUGCAGAGCCAAAUGUGGUGCUUCAGCAACAUCAGCCUUGUCUUCCAGGAACAUCCAGAGAGUCAAUGCAAAGCAUCCCACCUUAUCUACAAAUAAAUGAAGUACUGUUAAUCAGUGAUCAAGAAUUUCUCCCAUGCCAUAUAAUGGAUCAACACUGGAAGUUCUAUGUGGAAUGUGAAGAGCUAACAUUCUAAACCUUUGUUUUUGUAGUAAUUUAUUAGACAUUUGUUCAUAUUAUUAACCCACAUUAAUAUUUUAUCUUACAUAGGCUGGAGGGCCUAUUUUAAUAUACAUUUUAUGAGUUGCUACUUAAGAUAUGUUUACUGUUGUAAGAAAAAAACAUAAUUCAAACUAGUAUAGUAAGAUUUAAUACUUUUUUGCCAUUGAAAUAAAGGCAUUUUUGAAUUACACUAU
This is a messenger RNA of Nyctereutes procyonoides (raccoon dog), 4246 nucleotides long. Its product is annotated as ankyrin repeat domain-containing protein 31-like. The transcript has 14 exons. The record is from RefSeq and is a predicted model, not a curated record. NCBI's taxonomy places the organism in Eukaryota, Metazoa, Chordata, Mammalia, Carnivora, Canidae. Gene Ontology annotation, molecular function: protein binding. The coding region runs from base 1 to 4026 and encodes 1341 amino acids.